Molecule: messenger RNA, 717 nt
Organism: Fusarium pseudograminearum CS3096
Lineage: Eukaryota; Fungi; Ascomycota; Sordariomycetes; Hypocreales; Nectriaceae
Exons: 2
Coding region: 1-717 (238 amino acids)
Biological process (GO): protein targeting to membrane; protein targeting to vacuole; ubiquitin-dependent protein catabolic process via the multivesicular body sorting pathway
Cellular component (GO): ESCRT I complex
Source: RefSeq, a predicted model, not a curated record
AUGGCAAGCUUCGCGUCAGAGCUACAGGGCGCAACCCCUCCCGUUUUACCUCCCAAACCUGGUAGCCAUGAGGCGAGUCGCAUUGCGACUCCAGCCUCAGCCGGCGUUCCUCCACCGUCUGAAGGUCGCAUUCCAUCUAACAAUGUGAAUCCCGCGCCGACAUCUAUACCCGACCCAGGCGACCAAUGGCUUCCCCAGAUUCUGCAGGACAAGUCAAAACAAGACUUGGCAGAGCUUCUCGCGAACCCAGAUCUUCUCAGCGCUCUAACACACUCUCCCGAGUCUAUCCACCCAUCUCUUCAAGCCUCACAUCAGGCUCUGUCCGCCGCGCUCAACGAGAAUAUCGAGUUCGCGAACCAACUUAUAGACAUGGAAGCACGAUUAUCACAUCAGCGCGCAUCAACACAGGCACAACUUCUUGCAACACACACACUUGAACGACAAUGGAGGCAGAAGCAAUCCAAUAUGGACCACGCGCUGGCGCCGUUCUCGCCUUCGGCGCUAUACCAACAAUUAGGACAAGGCGUGCAAGAGCAGGCGUUGGUGUGCGAGGCUAUGGAGGAAAGCUUUCUCGACGGAGAGGGAGAGGGUGUAGCAGCAACAGAAAGAGAAGUCACAGAUUGGGUGCGCAGGUACCGAGAGGCCAAGGUCCAAUAUUACCUAAGACAGGAGAGGAAACAGAGAUGGGAUGAGGGUCGUGUUGGAGGAUGGAGAUAA